Molecule: messenger RNA, 27174 nt
Organism: Podarcis lilfordi (Lilford's wall lizard)
Lineage: Eukaryota; Metazoa; Chordata; Lepidosauria; Squamata; Lacertidae
Source: the annotation of a GenBank genome assembly
CCACGACUCAUUGGCGAGCGCCCGUCAUGUGGCGCUACCGAACGUUCGCUCCGAGGCGGAAGCCGGUCUGGAAGGGGGCUCACAGGGGGCCGGCGGGGGCAGGAGACGGAACCCCGUUGGGUAAGUAAAGGGCCAAUCAAGGGGAGGCGGGCUUGCCUUUUGAGGCGUUGGCUGGUCCCGCCGCGGUCUGCUCCCUCCUCCCCCCCAAAGUUGUAAUGGUGGGGUCUGAGUCCGCUCUUCCUCGUUCUGUGGGAGGGCGCUUCCAUUAGGGAAGUGGGGGGGGGGGGGAGGCGGUGGGAACAUUAGGCGGUAGACAGUUAUUGUUGGGGGGGGGGCGGUUUUCAAAUAACGUUGUCCCUUAAAGGCCAGCUCACUUUAUGGUGGCGUUUGUGACAGUUCCGUGGGCCGUGUUGUGUGAUUGUUGAAGGCUGAGAGAAGGUGGCUGCAGCCCAAAGUCACUUAAUGAGGGCGUGGGAGGAUUUGAACCCAGGUCUCCCAGUCAGUCUGGCGCCCUUAACCUCUGCAAGUCAGGGGCAUGGGGUGCUAUCCCCCCUGGAGGCAAAUCUACACACACAUAUAUAGGGGUUGCAAGGGGUGGAUUGUCAGAGGAAAAUCUCACGCAAGAAUCGCAGGUGGAGGUACGUAGUUUGGAGCAGGAAUGCAUGCAGAAAUUAAUGCUUUGACCUGUUACGACAAACCCCUUUUUCAGCAAAAAACAAUAAUAGCAUAAAUAUGGAGCAGCGGUAGGAGAUCAUACAGUCAGCUUGGUAAUGUUGGGGUGUGUAUGUGAAGGAAUCCAAGGGUAAUCGACUAAUACUCUCUCACACACGGCUAGGAUAGUAGAUCCUGUGAAAACCCCAGCUGGUGGAUCCUUUUUCCCAGGGAUGGUCCUCAGGGGUGCCUCAUGUUUUCUGAAGGAUCUGUGGUGAUUCACUGGUGCAAAGCUUGAGGCCCAACUGAAAAUAGCAAAGGGGUGGUCCCAAACUAUUUUUUAAUAAAUGCCCAGCAGGUUCUUGUGGCACUAUAAAGAUCAACACGUUCAAUUUGCUUUAAGCUUUUGUGGACUUUAGUCCCAACUUCGUCGACAUGAAUAAAACGUUGUUCUGAGUUAUGGGUAUAUGCAGGAUUACUUAUCAUGCAAGUGAUGAAGUCAAUUGUAGACCGUGGGAUCUUAUGCUAUAAUAAAUGACUUGUAAACUGCUUAGAAGUUCUUUUUAUAAUCGGUAAAUAAAUUUUGUUAAGUAAAUUUUAAAAUGUUAGUUUUUAAGGUGCCAUAAGAAUUGGGGGGUUGGAUUGGGUUUUUGUUUUUUGCUGGAGCAGGCUAACGUAGCUACACCCUCUGGAAGUUGUUGCAAUCAAGUCCUUUAUGGGGCUUAUGUUGCUGAAAGUAUGAUCCAUGGUAUCUUGACAGGAUUUGUAUUUAUUAUGUUAUAACUUAAGGACCUGAAGGCAAUGUACAUGGUUCUCUUACCAUUUUAUCAUCACAACAUCCUUGUGAGAGAGAUUAGGCUGGAAGAUAGUGGCUGACCAAGGUCAUCCAGUGACCUUAGUGGCUGAGUCGGUAUUUGAACUCAGGUCUCCCCAGUUCUAGCUACUAUAUCACAUUGUCCCUCAGUGACAUCUGCUAGAAAUUAACUGUGUGAUUGACUGUGAUGGUCCUUUGGAAGAUGGGAGUGGGCUAGAGCUCAGUGGUUGUUGGGUCCUUUUGAAUACAGUGUAAGAGAGUGUCAGAUUUACUUUCAUUAAAAUGUUUACUAAAUUAUGGCUUUUCUAUUUAGCAUAUUAAGCAGUGUGUGUGUACUAGAUCUUCUGCUUCUAGAACUUCAUAUAUGUUAUUGAUCAGUAGUGAAAUCUUUGCAACCCUGAUGCCAAGAUGUGAGAAGGGAAUUUCUUAGCAUACCUUCCAAGUGUGUUUUUGUGUGUUUGUUUUGUGUGUGUGUGUGUGUUCUCUGUGCGUUCUGCUCUGUGCCCCAUAAUUGGGUGGCACCUGGGCUUCUGGGUAAGAAUGUUGUUUCUGUGUAUGCUAUGUUUGCCUGUGGAAAUUCUCAGUGAGAUUCUCAGAUACCAGCUGCAUAUGUCUGAAAAUUCUAUGAGAUGGAGGUGAAUUAAAAAUUUGAUAUCGGGGCUUUAGGAAGAAUUAUGUAAGCUUUCAGGUUCCGAUAUAGAUUUAAGCUGCUGGCCAUCUGUGUGCGGCAGUCUGGAUGACUAGUUUCAGAGUCCUACCCAAAGUAAUUUCUGAACUCUUAGUCUGCCAUCCUAGACACUGUUACCUAGGAAUAAGUUCCGUAUAACCAAUAGGACUUACUUCUGGGUAGACAUGCAUAGAAUUGCACUGCAAAUGUCACACAUCUCUGCUCUUAAAUGCAAAACGUUUUUGCACUGUUCCCUUGCUGGGAUGAAUUUUGGAUGACAGCUUCCUGUAGAAGUUGUCAAGAUUGGUUCCUUCUGUCAGUAAAGGCCCAAGAAUGACUGAACUGUGCCACAUUCUCUUCUGUUACUGUACCUUGAGAUUCCAUCUUGUUCCCUCUCUCGGCUGUGUCUUCCAAUUACUUUUUAAUGAACCACCUUGCCACAUCCCUGCGAGCACUAAUAAAAAGGCAAUUCUAACAAGUUUUCUUUUAUUUUUAAAGUUGUACACCGAGUGACUGGGUAUAUGUUCAGAUCACUUCAAAGUUCACGAUAUUACAUUCCUCUCAGCCAGGAGUUCUGGUGAUUUCUUACUGCCCUGGAGACCCCCUGCCCCACAAACAUUGUUGGCAUCUGUUUGUCUCAAGAGACAAUGGAGUGCGCCUCUGGGGGUGAAGUCAGGCUGUGUUGUUUCUGUUGCGUUAAACAGACCCAAAGUGACCUCUCCGGGGCGCAAGCCUGGGCAGUGUGUAUGGAGGUCCUGCGCUGCCCAGAUGAGAAUCGCUCCCUCUUUAAAGAAAUAUAUAUCUGCAAAAUUGGUUUCUCGAACCAAUGCCUGUCCUUAAUGGCAAGGAUUAGUUUCAAGGUUUAGUAAUGUUUUUGCAUAUUUCCCUGGCACCCUACCCUGCAGCCCCUGAGCAACCUACAGCAGUUUCACAGAACUCGUUUUGUCACUUUUUGUCUAGUCAGUGAAUUAGCUUCUAACAUGUCAUGCUGAGUUGGUACCGCUGUUAUUACAGUUCUUCUUCCUCGGUAAUGGCAGCGCGAUUGGUUUGCAGAACUUGUUGAGGCCUGCAAAGGCAUUGCCUGAGGCGCCACAUUCCCAAUCUAUGAGCGUUGCAGAACCGGGCACCCUUUUGCUCCUGGCAGAAUCUCCGACCAGCCUUUUCUCUGCCCUCACGGUCACGCCAAGGGGCAGGGAGGAGGCCGGCAGCUCAGCUGGCGGCCACAAAGGGAGAUUUGUGUUGAGCGCGCCUGGCACAGCUUGCGCCUGUGCCCCAGAGGUCACCUGAUGAUCUUAACUGAUGCGGGCAUUAGCCCUGGCAGAGCCGCGUGAGAUGCUGUUUCUCGCUGGUUUGUGUUUUUGCUAGAAACUGCGGCAGUGGAGCACCUGGGGUGAGGAGGUGGAGAGGGGAGGGGAAGGCCAGGAACGGGUGCGGGUCUGUCGUCCGCCAAUCCGAGAGCCACGUGGACAUGGUGUGACAUGGAGGAGGCUUGGCUUUCACCGCAGGUUGUCAUUCCUUAAGCUAGCCCCCCUUCUCUCCCCCUUGCGCAGCAGAGGUUAAAGGGCAAAGGUUUCACACCCUGCCGAGAAGGGAGACAGUUGACUUCCUCCCUCCCCAAUCCCUGUCCAGUUCCAGCUGUGAGGCUGUUCCCUGCCCUCUCUCCCAGUCCCCUGUUUUCCAUGUUUUUGGCAUUUGACAUGUGCCCCCUUUGCUGCCUGUGCCCCUUGCUCUCAUCCUGCCCCCAUGUGUUUCCUAGUUUACCCAGAAACAUUUCUUCCCCAACAGAUGCCAAAGUGGUGACUCAGCUGGGCAAGUCUCAAACUCCACGUCCUGGGAGGGAAUGGUGAAAGCCUGGGCAUCUCCCAGCAGCGCAGAUCUUUCAGCUCUUGCUCAUAACUAAGUUUUGCCUUCCGCAUCUCGUCUUUUCAAACAUCCCAUCUUUGGAACUCCAUGCCGCUUGUAGAACAUGGAUGGGGAGUCUGUGGCCCUCCAGAUGUUGUGGGACUGCCACCAUCCCGACUGGGGACUGACAGGAGCUGAACUACGACCACAUCUGGAGGGCCACUCGAUUCUUCUUCAGCUGGUGCAAUAAAACAGAAGGGGCAGUUUCCAUUCUCUUCUAGGAAGAAAACUCAGGUUAAUGAUAAAAAGGAUUUAACCCUUUGUUGUUUAAAAGGAUGCUGUACGUCUCUUAGGGUGAGGCCCACUAUAAACCUGAAAGUUGUGGGUACGGGAAACUUGUAACACCUUUGCUGCUCCUGGAUCUCCUGCAUCAGCCACCAGGGGCUGGGAAGACAGCAGUGACAGGGCAGUGAGGCGGCCCUGGCUUGUGGGUUGCUAAAUUCCUAGGGACCCAAAUACUUAAAUGAGCCCCUUCCCCAGUAUCAACCGUCUCGGACCGUAUGAUUGGCAGGUAGGACCUUGUUGGUAGUGGCACCAUUGGCGGCUCACCUGUGACGGGGCCUUUUUUGUGGUGGUUCCUCGUUCAUGGAAUAACCUUCCUAGUGAGGUACGUCUGUCUCCAUCAUGAUUAACUUUCAGGAUGCAUUUGAGAACAUUCCUGUUUGGCAUUUGGUGGACGAAGGGGUGCUGUUCCGAGCAAUCCUGAGAUCACUGGAUAAAAUAAUGCUUUAAACUGAUUUCAGAAUGUUUUAGCUGUCUUAAAAUGCUUUUUUUAAAAGAAAGAUGUGUAUUUGUUUGCCACCCUGGGCUUCUUCAGGAGGAAGGGUGGGAUAUAAAUUCAGUAAUUAGAAAUAAGAAUGACGACAUCAACAACAUCUGGUAGCUUUGAAAGCGAGAUCCAGGCUGGGAGAACCAGCUGCAGACUGGUGGUUGGAACAUGGGAGGACGAAGGGGGAACUGAUAUAUAUAAUAUGCCUCUUAGCUCAUUUUUGUAACUGUGGAGUUAUUGUCCAUUUUGUUGCAAGCUGCUUCAAGAUUUUGGCUGCUAAGAGAGGUAUAAGUACUUCAAAUAAAUAAGUCAACUUCAGCGGUUGAGGUGCCCCUGCUGCACUGCAUAGAAAGAUACUUACGUAUUUCUUUCCAAGAUCCAGGAUGAUGAAAACUGGUUCUGCCACUUGGCAGCAGAAGCUGACUGUGCACAGUGCUGUUUGGCUAGUGCCCGUGACGUUACAAUUCCACACCUGGGAGGUUUCACCACCUUUAACGUUUAAAAAGGCCAUCUUGGAAGCGAUGACAGAUGCCGACGUGAAUAACUCGGCAGCCUAGCCCCAAGAAAAGAAUAAAUGAAUUAAAAAGGCGUUGUGGAAUGGGCAAGGUGAGAUAAUUCAGUUGGCAUUCAGAUUGCUGGUAGGCCUGUCCCUCUGACAGAGUGUCAAAAGAAUGGGGGCAGGAUGGCUCAGUUUGUGUGUGAGAGAGAAAAGUGCGUAAAAACCUUUGCAGAGGUGCAUUUGCCUGCACUAUGGACACCUUACGAGCACAUGUAUUUUUGAAGCGUGGUGUGUGCUUAUGAUGAAUCUGGGAUUGUUUUUAGUGGAGUCAGAGUGGAGGAGGGAGCAAGGCGUGAGGAAGGAAUUGGGAAAGUGGGGAAGGCAUAACAAAGGUCAGAAACGGAGCGCAAUUGCAAAUUCCUGUUAAUCGGAAGGGAAAGAAGCCUCCUCUUAGCUGACUGAGGGCAGAAACAGCAGGUACGCCAUAGCAAGGAGUAAUAUUUCAUUUGGUGUUCGAAUAAAUAAAGACAUUCCAGCCCCUGCAUGAAAAGUUGGCAUGGGCCGCUUUAAGAAUGGGGCUGAAGUCUGACCAUUUCAAAUUGUGCCCCACGUUGUCUGAUUUAAAUAGAAGUCGCAGGACCGUUUGCUGGCGAGUCUGUGAUCCCUAUUAGUUUUUUCUGAUCUGGCUCAACGAGUGCAAUGCCCCUUUCUUGCCCUUAGCGCUCUGCUCAAAGGCUGUUGCUCUACAGCUCUCAGAUGAGCUUCAAGGAGCCCCAUGGGACCUGUCUGCACAUGGGGAGCAUGUGGCCCUCCUGGAAAGAGUUGGUCUAAUUGGCACCGCUCUUGAAAACAUGGUCACGGGAGCCCCAUAAGCAGCCCUGGCUCCCUGCCCUGUGUGGGGAAGAGCAGGAGCCUGUUCUGUUCUGUUCUUCUGGUGCAAAUAGCAUCAUUCUUCUGUUACAGAAUCAACCAAAUCAGUUCCUACAGUAUUAAAUGCAAAAGAAUAUAAUAGGUCUGUGGUUGCUGAGGACCGGGGUUUUGGAAUCUUUGUUGCCACACUAUUUCACAGGGUUGGAAGGGACCCUGGGGGUCAUCUAGUCCAACCCCCUGCAAUGCAGGAAUCUCAACUCCAUGACAGAUGGCCGUCCAACCUCUGCUUAAAAACCUCCAAGGAAGGAGAGUCCCAACUAUCGAACAGCUCUUACUCUCAGAAAGUUCUGCCUGAUGUUUAGCUGGAAUCUCCUUUCUUGCAACUUGAAUCCAUUGGUUCGGGUCCUGCCCUCCAGUGCAGAAAUAUAUCAUGUGGUGUACAGUAUAAUAAUAAGAACGGCUAGACUCUCCGCAUCCUUUUAGUGGGGGAAAGCACUAGGUUUCUAGUCCUCAUUAAUUGCAGAGGAAGAAACAGGCAACGGCUGUUUACACAGUGCUGGUUACCCUGGCUCCGGCGUUUGAAGCUGUAGUGUGCAUGGCAUUAGCACCAAUCCAUAUCUAUCCUGUAGUUUCUUGGGAAAUGAUGCUGUUCGUUGUGUUUCCCCUCGAACCAGCUUCCACACAGUUCAGAAAUAUAUGCCAUGUUCCCUUUGCUGAGGUGUGUACAUCUGAGGCAGCCACUGCACAUGCUCAGAUGACAGCUUCAGGAAUAGGAGUUGGAGGCAUGGGCGUAGCUAGGAAUUAUGUUAGGGGGAGCAGGACUUUUGUUAGAGGGGAGCAGAAGAGAGCUAUCUGUGAUGCAAUUGGUCAGUUAGUUAAGUAUUUUUAUUUACUUACUUGAUUUAUAGGCGCAGCUGGGACGCGGGUGGAGCUGUGGUCUAAACCACUGAGCCUCUUGGGUUUGCCGAUCAGAAGGUCGGCAGUUCGAAUCCCCUCAACCGGGUGAGCUCUCAUUGCUCUGUCCCAGCUCCUGCCAACCUAGCAGUUCGAAAGUGCAAGUAGAUAAAUAGGUACCGCUCCGGUGGGAAGGUAAAUGGCGUUUCCGUGCGCUGCUCUGGUUUCAGUGUUCCAUUGUGCCAGAAGCGGCUUAAUCAUGCUGGCCACAUGACCUGGAAAAACUGUCUGCGGACAAACGCCGGCUCCCUCAGCCUGUAAAGCGAGAUGAGCAGUGCAGCCCCAGAGUUGUUUGCGACUGGACUUAACUGUCAGGGGUCCCUUUUACCCUUUUAGGGGGGCAGCUUCCCCCCCACACACAAUUGGAGGCGUUCUCGCAACCACAGGAAAACCCAACAGGCAAUGCACUUUGGGUGAAAAUAUCUCCCCCUGCUCUCCGGUGUGUACAACAACAUGCAAGUGUGACUUGAAAAGUGUGGUGGGGUGUGGGAGCAGCUGUAUUUUAAACCUCCAGAAUAUACACAAGUAAUUCCAGCUGGAGGGACAAGCAUCCGAGGACUGAGACCUCCAUUCCCCACAACCCCUAAAUUUCUGCCUCGUGCUCCUCAUUUUCCUCUUGUCUCCCCACUCCCACCUGUUGCUCUCUCCCCAGUUUUCCUAGCUCAGCUUCCCUCGUGAAGCCUCUUCCCCAUUGGGGUCCUUUGCACUCUCAGAAAACAGUACCCAAUAAUGAUACUCCGAAGCCAGCACCUUCCACCCUCCCCGCAGCUUUGCUGCGGGUACCAAAUAUAUCCGGUGAAGAAAACAAUUCAUGCACACCAACCACUCUGUGGCUAGUUUAUUCCAGCCAUGGGUUUGCGGAGAGGGAACUGGCAGCGGAACUGGAAUGUUGGAAUUUUGAUGCAGCGCCUCAGCAUUCCAGAACGCUGCCGAGGGGGAAACAGAGAUGGGCUGAGACGGUAGCUUGGCAGCUUGGCCCUCCUUCCCCUUCCCAGUCAAUCCCAAACUCUCCCUCCCUCGUCCCCUCCUCCGAGGCGGGGCCAGCCUGUUGACUUCCCCAGCCCUCUUUUAAGCCGGCUGGCUGGGCAGGCAGCCAGUGGCCGAAAGGCAACUCCAGGCGGCAUCAGGAAGCCCUGGUCCUUGGUGGGCAGCGGUGGGUGAGUACCCUCGACACAAUCCCCUUUCUCUUCCUGUGCUCAAGUGUCUCCAAGAACUGGCUGGGGUGUCAGCUGCCUCCUGUCCCCUGGUAGCCUGAGACCAGGCUCUUGCCUCCUCAGCGAUCCGAGACCUCUGCUGCCACCGCUGGCCUCCCUGGCAGGGCUGUUGUCAGGAUUUUUGAGGGUGCAAAGAGCUUUGGACGUCUUUGAAGUGCUGGAGGCUGCUCCUAACUAUUUGGAAGGCCUGUUGAUAGGAUGAUGGUUAUUUAUUAAAUGUGGGUGGGCUGUGCUUGUGGGGAGUGCUUUGGGCACCUGUCGGCGAGGGUCGGGGGCUUGCCAGUCACAGAAUUAGAGUUUGGGAAAGGACCCCCCCCGGGUCACCUGGUCCAACUCCCUGCAAUACACAGCCAUCUCUGGGCAGGCUCAAACCACCAGCAGUCAGAGGCAUGUCCCAUCGCUCCACCAGAAAGGGAGCAGGUUUUUGCCUGUACCUCACCAGGGUCAACAGCUUAAGUUUUGCGCUCACCUUAACCCCUACCUGCUCUUAGAGGUGAGCUGCAACCAGUGGCGGGAGGAGGGAUAAAAGAGGGAACUCGGGGACCCCACUGAGAUGUGGGCAACAUCUGCCUGCUCCAUCCAUUAGGUGUAGGCUUGAUUCUCUUUUGGGGGGUUUUUAAAGUUUUAUUUUCGAAUUUCAAAAGUUUACAAAUUGAUACAUGCUUCCAAGUAGACAUACAUUGCACAUACAGUUUCACCCCACCAUAGUUCCCCCAUAAUUUCUAAAUUUGCUGCAUAUUAUAAAUAUUCUGCACUGUGCUCCCAACAAAUACUCAACUGCUGCUCUUCAUUCAAAUCCUGCCUGCAUUUUUUACAUGUUUACGUGGAGUGGGCUUGGUUCUCACCUGCACAGCUUCAUCAGGAGAGCCCACAUCAGGCGUUAUUCCUGGGUGACAGAACCGUUGAGAGAGAGUUGGGUGGAGCCCUCUGGAAACGGGCUCUUCCGUACAUUGAUAUUGUCUUAGUAAGCGAUGCCCGCUCUGCUCACAGGGCUUCCGGCCUGCGCGGAGGAGACAUGGAAGCCGAGGAAUCAGGGAAUGUGGAGUACGUAGCUGAGGCAGUGACAGGGGAGUGUAAGUAAGGGGCAGGACGUCCGGCGAAGGCGCGCUCUUCGCUUGGUGAGAGGCUCCUUGCGCUCAGUCGCAGCAGCAUAACUUCUCCACCCGGCUCCCUUCGUACCCGCCUCUCUCCGGAGGGGACCCCCUCACAGCUCUCCUUUCCUCUUCCAGGCCCCCCCGUCGCCAACACCAUGGAUCCUCGGCCCCUGUUCCAGACCCUGCAUGCGCUGGCAGAAGACAACGUCAACUUCUUCCAGGAGAGCACCAGCGAGACGGGCCGGCGCUUUGUGGCGGCCUUCACCACCAUCCGGGAGCACGCCCGGUGCCUGGAGCCGGUGCUGAGCCACUUUGCCACCAUCUACCACAUCUUUGACCUGGACGAGCACACGCCGGCCAACGGCUACCGGAGCCUGGCGCAGACGGUGCGCUGCUGCCUGGCCCACAUCGUCCACAAGAGCCGCUACGUGGCUACCAACCGGCGCAGCAUCUUCUUCCGUACCAGCCACAACUGCGCCGAGCUGGAGGCCUAUUGCACCGCCUUGACGCAGCUGCGAGCCCUCGUCUACCUGGCCCAGCGCCUUCUCACCCAGAACCAGCCCGGCCAACUCUUCAACCAUGAGGACCGAGGGCUCUCUGAGCAGUUCCUGCAGGAGUACAUCACCAUGCACAAGGGCUGCUUCUACGGGCGCUGCAUGGGCUUCCAGGUGAGGCGGAGGAGAGGCGCUCAGCCCGCAUGGAGGUCCUAGGCUUUGGGGAGGUAGCCGUUGACCCGUUGCAGGCAUCAGUGAACCCCCAUGUUCCUACCUGUCAUCAUUUCUGUGGUCUCCUGUUCUAAAAGGAGCUUGGUCUUUCCCCCUUGAUGUCUUCGCAGUGGGACAUCUAUCUGCACAGUACCUGGGGGCAUGAGCUGCUUUGGACUGAGUCAGACAAUUGGUCCAUAAAUAAUAAAAAUUAUAAUUACAAUUAAUUACUUAUAUUCCGCCCAUCUGAAAGGGUUGUCUCGGCCACUCUGGGUGGCUUCCAAAAUAAUAUAAAAAACACAGCCAAACAUCAGGCAUUAAAAACUUCCCCAUACAGUGCUGCCUUCAGAUGUCUUCUCAAAGUUGUUUAUCUCUUUGACAUCUGACGGGAGGGCGUUCCACAGGGAGGGUGCCACUACCGAGAAGGCCCUCUGUCUGGUUCCCUGUAACUUCAUUUCUCACAGUGAGGGAACCACCAGAAGGCCCUCGGAGCUAGCGCAAUAUCGCCUCACUGACUGGCAGCAGUUCUCCAGGGUUUCGGAGGAGGGCAGGGGGAUGUUCUCAGCCCCACCUAGAGGUGUCAGAAACUUAUCCUGGGACCUUCUACAUGUAAGGCAGCGGAGCUUCAGCCUUCCUUCUCCUUCCCCUCAGCCCAAACCCUGUGAAGUUGCUGACUGCCCUCUCCAACCCCAUCUAUAGCUUGGCUGAAUUUGCCACAGCUGUGUUUGCUUGCAUUCAUCCCUUGUUGGCCUGGCCUGACUCCUCUCUCUGUUGUUCCUCCACCACUGGCUGCAGUCAGCUGUAUUCUCCUGGGGGCAGGGACCUGUCAUCAUCCCCCCCCUCCCCGUGUUUGCUCUGUGCUUUUUGUUAUUGAUUUUUACGUAGCGGCCGUCUGAUACUGCAGUAGUAAUAAUAAUUGCCAGGAGAGCCCGCUUCAUCCCAGGAGAAGCUGGUGCCCUUUCCUCACAAGACCUCUGUACUCCUCCCAAGAAGUUCACCUUAUUCUCUGCAGAGCUCACGCCGGUCCCCAUCAGCUCCCUUAAUCUGAUUUGCCCAACACAGAGCCCUCCGUGUUUGUCCCGAAGGAGCCUCUGUGGCAAGAGUUGCCUGCCACACAGCGGAGUCAGGGCCUCCCCGUCACGGAAAGCCAGCUCUGGCCUUCCCCUUUCCUUCUCUCUUCUUUUCCACGCAGGCGUCGGCCUUGGCUGCGUGGCCCUGAGCCAUGGGUCAUGCAAGUCCCUCUGGCUCUCUCCCUCCUCCAGCCCAACACACUUGCCAGUCAUCGCCCUGUCUCACAGGAGACAAAGUUUCCCUGCUGAGUUUGGAUCUCCAUUUUGGAGCUUCCCUGACUCUCUGACUUCACCCAGUCCAUGCAGCCAGGAACCCUGGCAGGACUUGGCAACAGGGAUCCAGCAGUUCUUCUUCUUCUUCUGCCUCAUCCUUUUCUAGCAUGUUUGGCUCAGGCUAUGAGAACCAGACCCGGCCAGGCCUCUGCCUGCGAGCAACCAGUUCCCCAAACGCAACAUCCUGUUCCCCGUCUCCCAUGGUUUGGUCCUCUGGCUAUAGAUUUCUCAACUUGCCUUUCUCGGGCUUGGAACCAGCAGCCGUGUUUGGGAAGUGUGGUGUGUCCCUGGAUGUGCCGGACUGGAUUCGGUAAUGAACUGGAUUAGGGUCAACAAACCGAAGCUCAGUCCAGACAAGGCUGUUAGUGGGUGGUUCUCUAGACUGGAUGGAUGGGAAGUUGCCUGCUCCUGAUGGGGUUACCCUCCCUCUCCAUUGAUGUUGCUUGAGGCUCAGGUGGCCUUUGGUGGUGCAGAGUGCCUUCCAUCAGCUUUGGCUGGUGGCCCAGCUCUGCCCCAGUCUGGAUGGGGAUUGCCUAACUUCUGCCGUCUAUGCUCUGUAACCUUUAGGAUAGUUCGAUGCCUCAUAUGUGGGGCUGCCUCUGAAAACGGUUCAGAAGCUUCAGCACUCUUCAGUGCAGAAUUCAGUAGGCAGGCUGCUUACUGGGGCAAGACGGUUUAUGCAUAUUGCACCAAUCCUGGCCCGACUGCAUUGGCUGCCAAUUAGUUUCUGGGCCCAAUUCAAAGUGCUGGUGAUAACCUAUAAAGCCUUGAAGAGCUCAGGGCCACCGUGCCUCAAGAACCACCUCUCUCCAUAUGAACCUACCAGGAUCCUGUGAUCAUCUAAGGCCCUUCUUUGAGUUCCAGAGAGAGGCAACUUGAGAACAGGGCCUUUUCUGUGGUGGCUCCCCAUUUGUGGAAUGCUCUCCCCAAGGAGGCUCGCCUAGCACCAUCAUCAUAUAGCUUUAGGUACCUGUCAAAAACAUUCCUCUUCAACCAUAUAAUAAGCCUUUUGCUUAUUAAACUAUCUAUAGCCUUUUAGAAGUGGGUGGGGUGUUUUUAGGAUAUUCCCCACCCCGCUCUAAUUUGGGUUGCCCUGGGCAAGAAAAAGAAACAAACAAAUGUAAUUAUUUAAUUCAUUAAGAGUUUCUGCCCAGCCUUAAUGUUGACCUUUCCCUUCCCAGUUCGCUCCCUCGAUCCGGCCUUUCCUGCAGACCAUCGCCAUCAGCCUCGUCUCCUUUGGGGAAAAUUACAAGCGCCAUGUGUCCGGCAUUGGUGAGUGGGGGUGGGGGAGGAAUGGCAGCCAUAUCUUGGCACAUCAACAACAUGGGAACUGUUGUCCUCUCCCCAUUGUGUCCCCCUGAAUACCAAAACGUUUGUUUCCCCCUCCCUGUAAUGCAUAGCUGCCUCCUUUUCCCAGGACGCAUGACUGGCCAGUGGGUCAAAGUGCUGUUCCUCUCACGUUUUUUGUAUUAUUUUGACCGUGUGGUGCCAUGUUGGACUAGGGCCUAGGAGAGACCGGGGUUCCAAUCCCGCCUAGGCCAUGGAUGAAGUUCACUGGGUGACCUUGGGCCAGUCACUGCCUCUCAGCCGAACCUGCCUCACAAGGUUGUUGUUGGGAUUAAAUGAGGGUGGGGUGGGGAGAGAUCCAUGUAUACUGCCUUGAGCACCUUGAAGACAAGAAUGGGCUAGAAACAAAUAAAUACCGUAUUUUUCCGUGUAUAAAACUAGGUUUACCCCCUAAAAAACAAUGUAAAAAAUUAGGGGGCGUCUUAUACACGGAGACAUCUUCCCCCCUAUUUUCUUAAAUCUGAGUCCCCUAAAAUAGGGGGCGUCUUAUAGAUGGAAAAAUAGGGCGGUUACAAUGGAACCUUGGGUUACGUUACCCUCGGAUAACUUAAACUUCGAGCUGCGAAAGCAGCAAUUUGGAAGUGUUUUGCCACGCACGCAUGCGCAGAAGCAGUCUCUCCGGUUGUCAAAACUUCGGGAUAUGGCCGGACCUCCGGAACGGAUCCUGUUCGCAACCAGAGGUACCACUGUAUUUUGAAGUAUAAGCCAACCGUCUCCCAAGGGCAGAAAAGGUUGUCUCAAGUCAGGAAGGAUUCCAAUCACUGUAGAAGCAGUGGAACAAGCACAUUUUUGCAGCGCAUAAGCGCCACAGGCACAUCCCCGCUAUGCGUAGGAAGUCCAGUGUCUCUGGAAAAUGUGUCAACGCUUGACCUCACUCUCUGCUACUAGCAAUGAGCUUCGUGGUACCACAUAUUUUAUUUUACUCUCUCCUGCACUAGAUGCACAAGGGGAUAUAAUAAUGUGGGCAUCCCCUUUCCCGAAAUUCGGAGCAGAGGUUUUCCCCUGAGAUGUCACCCAACACCUUUGAUCUCCCUCCCUUUCCGUCUUCUUCCUCUUUCUCUCUCUCGUUGCCCCCCCUCCCCCGCGCAGGCGUGGCCGCCAGCUCUCUCUUCACCAGCGGGAAGUUUGCUAUUGACCCCGAGCUCCGUGGGACAGAGUUUGAGCGCAUCACUCAGAACCUGGACGUGCACUUUUGGAAGAGCUUCUGGAACCUCACUGAGAUGGAGCUGCUGGCUGUGAGUCCUGCCUCAGACGACAGGAAGUCGGACCUACUGGGGGGAGAAGGGACCUUGGAUGGGAGAGAGACUCUGCCUGGGUCGGAGGGGGAGGCCUGGAGGAGGCAUGAUCAGAUGGCAGGGAGCGUGAGGCGAGGCAGAGGUUGUGGGAACUGUGAAAGAUGGACAGAUGGACAGGUUUAGCAAGGGGGGCACCUAUAGCAACAAAAUGGGCUGUCCAAAUUGUAUGUAUACCUGAAGGAGCCUCUCCACCCCCAUCACUCAGCCCGGACACUGAGGUCCAGCUUUGAGGGCCUUCUGGCGGUUCCCUCGCUGUGAGACGUGAGGUUACAGGGAACCAGGUAGAGGGCCUUCUCGGUGGUAGCACCCACCCUGUGGAACACCAUCCCGUCAGAUGUCAAGGAAAUAAACAACUACCUGACUUUUACAAGACAUCUGAAGGCAGCCCUGUUUAGGGAAGUUUAGAGAGCCAGUGUGGUGUAGUGGUUAAGAGCGGUAGACUCGUAAUCUGGGGAACCGGGUUCGUGUCUCCGCUCGUCCACAUGCAGCUGCUGGGUGACCUUGGGCCAGUCACACUUCUUUGAAGUCUCUCAGCCCCACUCACCUCACAGAGUGUUUGUUGUGGGGGAGGAAGGGAAAGGAGAAUGUUAGCCGCUUUGAGGCUCCUUUGGGUAGUGAUAAAGCGGGAUAUCAAAUCCAAACUCUUCUUCCCUUCUUCUUCUUAAUGUUUGAUGUUCUAUCGUGUCUUUAAUAUUCUGUUGGAAGCCACCCAGAGUGGCUGGGAAAACCCAUCCAGAUGGAUGGGGUAUGAGUAUAUUAUUGCUAUUAUUAUUAUUAUUAUUAUUAUUAUUAUUAUUAUUAUUAGUGAUGCAGCACUGUUCCUGCCGUUCAUGCUGUGUACUUGGUCCCUUGCGGGCCACUUCUGCCCUGGAUAUUCCCUUGGGGAACUGCUCUUUGGAUAUUCAAUCCUAGGGCUCUCACACAGCUUCUGCCCUCUCCGCAGUCCCUCGCCAGCAUGGCCUCCUCCCAGGUCCGGUUAUCCCGGGCGCUGCUGGUGCCACCACACUCCUUUGACCUGCCUCUGGUUGCCGACCCCCAGCUGACAGUCACCAUCACCCCCCCAGUUGCCCACACCGGACCAGGAGCCGUGCAGAUGAGACUCAUCUCCCACGAGCUGCGUGAGGGACAGGUAAGCAGCUGGGAGCAGCCGCGGGUUGGCUUGAGCUAGGGCGGAUGAGCAGGGUCAGACCCCGUAGCUUUGAGGCAUGUGGAAUCCUGGGCUUUAUUUAGUCUCUGGAUGGGGCCUUCAGACCGCUCUCCCUGGCCCCUGGGGCUCUCCCUAGUCCACCCUUUCACCAGCCCUGCCCCACCCCCUCAAGGGCUUUUGCCUUGCUGGAAUUUGUCCUUCAACAGCACUGAUGCCUCUCGCAUGCCUGGAUGGAAAGCUAUGGGGGGUGGGUCUGUCAUUUUGCAUGGCCGCUUUUGCAUCCAAUCGCAGCCACUGCUAGCCUGUGCCCCGAGAAGAUUGCCUGCAAGGGAACUAGUUCCGCAGGCUGAAAAAGCUUCUCCAGGCGUACGGUCUCAUCACGUGGCCAAACCAUUCUCGGACAGGACCCUGGCUGAGCGGGACUGCUCUGUAAUUGGAUGCCGUUCCACAUGCCAGUUUCCCUGACUUCAGGAAACCCGGAGUCAAGGACAAGGGAGCUGGCCUGUCCUUCUCUCUGACGUACAGCUUUUUAACCACUCUGUUGCCAUUCAGGACAUAGGAGACUGCUGGAUCAGGCCAGCAGCCCAUCCUGCCCAGCACCCUGUUCUCAUACUGGCAGACCAGAUGCCUCUGGGAAGCAGACCCAAACACAAGAGCGCUCUCCUUUCCUGUGGUUUCCAGCAAAUGUUUUUUUGGUCAUUGUCUUUGUUGCUGGUGGUGCGUUUAAUUGUAUGGCUUUCAUUGUUAGCUGCUUGAGGCUUUUUUAAGCAGAAAAAGCAGAAUAUACAGUGGUACCUUGGUUCUCAAAUUUAAUCCAUUCCAGGAGUCCGUUUGACUCCUGAAACCGUUUGAAAACCAAGGCGCGGCUUCCAAUUGGCUGCAGGAGCUUCUUGCACUCAAGCGGAAGCCGCACCGGACGCUUGGCUUCUGAAAAACGUUUGCAAACCGGAGCAUUCAGUUCUGGGUUUGCGGCAUUCGGGAGCCGAUUUGUUCAGGAGCCAAGCCGUUCAACUACCAAGGUACCACUGUACACAUUUAAAAUAAGCGCCUCGUUUUCAGUGCUCCGGUUCCGAGGUUGCCCUGAACCUCAGGCUUCUGUCCUUCCUCCUCCCCCUUUCCCCCCUCACAUGCCUGUUACCUUCCUCCGGGGUUUGAUCCUGGCUUGCAGGACAAGCAAACCAGGGUUUGCCACAGACGACUAGGAGAACUGCGGUUUGCCUCAAAUCAGGAACCUGCCAUGCACGAGGGAGAGGGCAAAUUCCAUGUUCCGCAACGGUUGAGGGUUACCCAAAUGCAAAAUUCAUUUUUCAUUUAAACGGAGGAUCAUUCAACCAUCCAAUUCUCUGCUUGCAGCCUGGAGCAACAGAUUCCAGGAAUGCGUCACAGCGAUCUUGUUUGUCAAGAGAGCCCUUUGAGAUUUUGACGGCCCCGGGGACUGGCACCGCCGGGCGGCGGCAGGUGGAUGCCAGCUGGGCUCCUUUUGCCUCUCGGGGCCUGGCACUGCACCCACGACCGCUUGCUUUUCCCGUUUCCAGGACAGCGAGGAGCUCUGCAACCUCAUGCGCCCCGAAGGCCCCCUGGCCCUGGAGCUGCGCUGGAGGACCAAGCCCCUGCCCCGCUCGCCUUACCUGGUGGUGCAUUUCCACGGCGGCGGCUUCGUGGCCCAGACCUCCAAGUCGCACGAGCCCUACCUGAAAUCCUGGGCUCAGGAACUGGGCGCCCCCAUCCUCUCCAUCGACUACUCGCUGGCGCCGGAGGCUCCCUUUCCUCGGGCCUUGGAAGAGUGUUUCUAUGCCUACUGCUGGGCCAUCAAGAACUGCCACCUGUUGGGUGAGAAAAGGAGGGCUGGGGGGAAGGAAGGAGGUGGGGGCCAGAACUGGGCCUUGGCCAUAGUGGCCUGAGAGGAACCAGCUGCUAAGAUCCUCCUCGGAAGAUCACAGGAAGCUGCUCUCUGCUGGCUCUGACCGUCUGUCUGCCUAGAUCAGUGUGUCCCUAUGCCAGGCAUGGACCACAGCUCCCAUCUUUAGGGUUGCCAUAUAUCCGGGAAAACCAGGACAUGUCCUCUUGCAGGGCCAACAUGCCCAUUCGGGCGGAUUUUUAAAUUUUAAAGGAAGUGUCCAGGUUUUUCGGGCUUAGGCGGCUUGGACUGUUCUCUUUUUUGCUCUUCAAGAUAUGGCAACCCUAGCAUCUUAGAAUCAUAGAAUGGUAGAGUUGGAAGGGACCAUGUCUAUCCUCUAGUCCCUGCAAUGCAGGAAUCUUUUCCCCCAACGUGGGACUCUCACCCACGACCCUGAGAUUAACUGUCUCACGCUCUGCCAACUGAGCUUUCCUAGGAAUGAACCUGACCAUUGGCCAUACUGGUUGGAAACAGAGUCGAGGAGCCUCUGGGGCAGGGACCCAGGUUCCCCCCAUCCUUGCCCUGGGCCCAAAUCUCAGGCGGAGCUCGGUUUCCCAGGUCUCCUUCCAGAGAUGGUAGGAGGGACAUUUCACAUGCAGAGCUGGAGACCUCCAGAUCUGAACGGCAACUCCCACUAGUGCCCCAGCAAGCAUGGCUCCAGCAAGCAACAUCUGGGGGUGUCAUAUUCAGUGUAAGGUCUACUCAGUGUAAAUGCCUUGUUUGCAUAGAGCUAAAAAUAAUAAUAAUGAAAGCCUUCUACCAGCUUUUGCCCUGCUUCUGGUGCACAACGGGUUUCCAGGGCCAGCCACCCAGCCAGGCUUCUCUUGAGGCUCACAGCCAGGGCUUCCCAUGUUGCUUUGUUCGUUGACUUAUUAUUUCAUGAAAUUUAUGCACCGCCGGGCUGUAAAAGUAAAAAUUAAAUCUCAAAGCUGUUUACAGAAAGAAGGAAGCAAUCAAAUUACUGUUGCGAGCAGUCGAAAGCUGCUAAUUAAAGCAUUUUUAAAAAAUAGUAAUAAUUAAAAAUCAUGAUCAACAAGAAAAAGAUUAAAAUACAUAUCAGCAGUCUGGAUCAGUGGUUCCCAAUUAGCUAAGUACUGUGAACCUCCUAUUUUUUCAAAAGCCAAGCCAGGGGGGACCCCCCCACACUUUUGAAAAAUGUUGAUACCGCUAUGGUAGUUUUUUGUUAUGUCCCACGGAACCCCUGGGGUCCACAGACCGCCAGUUGGGAACCACUGAUCUAUAUGGGCCUAAAGAAAAAGGUUUUUAGAAGGUGCUGAAAAGAAUACAGCAAAGAUGCCUGCCUGGUGUCAAUAGAUAGGGAAUUCCCAAGUGUGGGCACUGCCACCGCCCGCCGUGUCUGGCAUUCGGAGAGGGUUCUGCUGCUGGUUUUGAAAAAGAGCCCUCUGCCGUGCUUGCCCCGAGUGGUUCUGACCUCUUUUCUCUCCCUCGCCGCUUGGCAGGUUCCACAGCCCAGACGGUGUGCCUCGCGGGAGACAGCGCUGGCGGAAACCUGUGCAUCACGGUCUCCAUGCGGGCGGCCGCCUUUGGGAUCAAGAUGCCAGACGGGAUCAUGGCGGCGUACCCGGCCACCCUCAUGCAGGUCUCGGCCUCGCCCUCCCGCCUCCUCACCUUGCUCGACCCGCUCCUGCCUCUGAGCGUGCUGUGCAAGUGCCUCAGUGCCUAUGCCGGUGAGGGCAGGGGAUGCUCGGGGGGCAAGAGGGUUAUCACUCCUGGCGGGCAGAGGGAAGCAGCGGUUGGAGGUCCAUGGGUUGGUUAAGCUUGGCUGUGUGGUUGGCUGGCAUCUUUCUGUCUCGGGAGACCACGGAGGACUGCGCCUUUGGGAGUGAAGUCAAACCAUUGGAGAGUUACAGUGCCUGCUGUGGCUGUUGAGACUGAUAAGGGAGAGACAUGUUUUGUUGCAGCUGGGGCAGAGGAAGGUGUCCAGUUGUGUGGCUGCAUGCUUAUUCUCACUGCGCUCCUCCCAGCGGUCAUUUCUGCUCUGGUCACUGUGGAUGCACGACCUGACUGCUUAUCUCCAAGCACAUCUACAAGGGAUUUCCACAUGGCAGUGUUGACAUUGCCAGCCUUCCUAUCUUAUUUGCAGACAUCUUUGAAAUACAGAGUUGAAGGCAUCUGGCCUCAGACGCACUGUGGCGUUUCUGCUGCUGCUUUUAAAACGCAAAACUGUUUUCUCUUUAUUUCACCGGAGCCCUGUAAGGCAGCCGUCAAUCCUUGUAUAAGAUAGAUAGAUAAUUUAUUAUGGUCAGAGACCAGCUUAUAAAACACACUUGGGGGUACAGUCACAGAAGGAAAACAAACAAUUAAAACAAUGUACAACAAUAAAUUAGGGACACAGGUGGCGCUGUGGGUUAAACCACAGAGCCUAGGACUUGCCAAUCAGAAGGUCAGCGGUUCGAAUCCCCGCGAUGGGGUGAGUUCCCGUUGCUCUGUCCCUCCUCCAGCCAACCUAGCAGUUCAAAAGCACGUCAAAGUGCAAGUAGAUAAAUAGGUACCACUACGGUGGGAAGGUAAACAGCAUUUCCGUGUACUGUUCUGGUUCGCCAGAAGCGGCUUAGUCAUGCUGGCCACAUGACCCGGAAGCUGUACGCCGGCUCCCUCUGCCAGUAAAGCGAGAUGAGCACCGCAACCCCAGAGUCGGUCACGACUGUACCUAAUGGUCAGGGGUCCCCUUUACCUUACAACAAUAAAUUUAAAAUUAAUAAACGCGAUAAGCGUAUAGACACUUGAAACUUUAAGAUAAACUACUGCAGGGAGCUGACCCAGAUUCACCCAUGGAACCGAGUUUGGGGAUUUUCUUAACGAACUAGUUUGAGUCGGGAGAUGGUCUGCGCCUACAGAUCUGUACACAGAAUCUGGCGACCAUCUGGGUCGUCUUCUGAUCUUUGCCUAACAGGAAAAGGUCGAUUUUUUGCUUUUCCGGGAGGUCAGCGAGCCUCACCAGUAGGCAGCACAUAUACUAAAACUUGUAUAAGACUUGUACCCCGAAUAAAACCAGAAAAUGAAAGAGAUGGUGAGGAGUACCAUGAGAGGUGUAGGAAAGGGAGCCGGAAGGUUAUAAGGGCAUGGCAAAAAUCAGGGUGUGUUUGUACGGUUUUAGGGAACACGUCUCGUCCUGACUGUCUGGGUUUCUUUCCCCCCUUUCCAUUCCAAGGGAUGGAGCCAGAACAGUGUGAGUCUCCCACCCUGGAGAAACUGAGCCCCGUGAACAUGGUGCGCCGAGACACCACCAUGCUCUUCCGAGACUUGCGCCUGGGAGCUUCCUCCUUGUUUGGUUCCUUGCUGGAGAACACGGGCAAGAUCAAUGGGGCUGACGCCCCGAUAGGUAAGAAGCAGCUCUCCCCCAUCUCUCCUCGGCCUCGCCAUUUUUUCUUGCUCCUCAUUCCCCGCCAUCCUCUGUGCCAUCUUGUCUCUGCAGGGCACUGCCCCUUCUCCUGGGGCCUGCCGGGCUCCUGCCGGUGCCCCCUGGCCCAGCUGCUGGCGAUGUUGUCCCUGGCGCGGCUCUUCCGAUCGCAGGGCCCGACUCUUACUAACCUGGCAGCUGGUAGGAGCCGCCUCCUGCCCCUAACGGCAUGCAGCGCUGCUUGAGGCGAGGAGAAGGGAGCAGGGCUGCAUCAACGUCCUUGCUGGCCAGCCCCAGGGGAGGGUCCUGCAGCUGGCACAGGGUGGCAUGUGCAUUGGCAUCGUCUGAACAGGGUACAGAGCUGGCUGGCUUGGGGUGUUGUUGUUGCUGCUGCUGCUGGCUCGGCAUGGCAUUUGUGGGAAAGAGCUAGAUAAGGCUUUGGAGACAGGGGACCUCAGAUUUUGCACUGUCUAUUCUCAUUCUGCUAGGGAUGCAGGUGGCGCUGUGGGUUAAACCACAGAGCCUAGGACUUGCCGAUCAGAAGGUCGGCAGUUCGAAUCCCCGUGACAGGGUGAGCUUCCAUUGCUGCUCCUGCCAACCUAGCAGUUCGAAAGCAUGUCAAAGUGCAAGUAGAUAAAUAGGUACCACUCCGGUGGGAAGGUAAACGGCGUUUCUGUGCACUGCUCUGGUUCACCAGAAGCGGCUUAGUCCUGCUGGCCACAUGACCCGGAAGCUGUAUGCUGGCUCCCUCGGCCAAUAAAGCGAGAUGAGCACCGCAACCCCAGUUGGUCACGACUGGACCUAAUGGUCAGGGGUCCCUUUACCUUUAUUCUCAUUCUGCACUAUUGAUUCUGGCAUGUUUGCAUGCAGAAAUCUCAUCUUUUCUCUCUGCAUUUCGCUCUUUUAACGGUUCCAUGAGUCGCUAGGUUGAGAGGGGAAGGAAAAAGAGUUUGUUCACUCAGGCUGGAUCUACACUGAUCGGUAAAAACACUUUAAAAAAAGUAAUAUAGCUCUCAAUGCAAAUCUCCAUUGACGACAGAUCACUGCUCUACAGCGCCCUCUGGUGUCACGUUUCUAUAACACAAUUUUAAACGUUUUAACUGAGCAGUGUAGAUUAGUCCCCAGAUUUCCAGUUUUGAUGACCUGAGCCAAAUUGGACCAUUGUUUCUCUCUCUCCUCUCUGUCCCCCCAGCUGCCACCUCACCUGCUGCACUGUUGAAGGAUAGAACCUUGUUUCCUUUCUUUCUGCCGUUCUUUUGGCCAUUCCUUCAGGCAAGAACCAAAAUUCUCAGAAUUCUGCAAGGGUUUCUGUGUCCUGGGUUUUUAGGCCACACUCCUUAUGGCAGCCGCUGCUUGGGAAAGUCUCGCCUGAGCAAACUGACAGUUACUGCCUGAUACACUGGGUCAGCAUCGCAUGCAGCACAAUCCCUGUGCAAAACAGCCUGGCAUUGAUUGGCAGCUGCUCACGCCAAUGGGCCUCAAGGAGGCUGCCUUCCUUCCCGUCAUUGGCUGACUCUUUCCCAUGGCGCACGCUGCUGGGGAAGGGAGCAGGAAGGGGAGAAGGGGGAUUAUGUUUGCAUCCUCAUAGGGAAGUGGUAGAGCCUGUGCUUCUUUGUGCAGAAAGUCCCAGCUUCAACCCUUGGGAUCACCGGGUAAAAAGAUCUUUGCUAACAGACCUGGGAAAGACGCUUGUCUGAGGCUCUGCAGGGUGACAGCUGGGGAACUGGGCUGGGUUGGUGGGUCGUCUGUUUUGGCCAAAUUCAGCUUUCCAUGUUCCAUGCAAAGGUGUCUCUGGUUCCACUUUCAGAGGCAGUGUAUCUCUGACAACCGCUGGGAAUCACAAGCAAGGAGAGAGGGCUAUUGCUCUCAGGUUAUGCUUGUAGGCGUCCCAUGGGCAACUGGCCAGUCCCUGUAAGAACAGAGUGCUGGACCAGAUUGGCUCUUCUGUUCUUCUACCCACAAAGCAAGCUGUGCCCUUGUUUUGCACAGGGACUCCCACUUUUGUGCUUUGGUCUGGAUUUUUGGAGGUGUUAUGUCAGGCAUGUUCAAAGUCUGUUGCGGCAAUUUAUUUUCUGGGGGGAAAUCCUAAAAAACCAUCAACGACUUCAAUCCUAAAAAAAGGUUAACAACUUUGGUUGGCCUUUUGGUCGGCCCUCACGGCCCUUCACUUCAUCAAAUCUGGCCCUCCUUAAAAAAGGUUUGGACACCACUGUGGUAGAUGAUGGUGAUUUAACUUUGUAUAUCAGUCUUUCAUGCGAAGAUCUCAGGGCAGUUCACAGCAUGAAAUAUAGACUAAAACCACAAAGCAGAUAAUAAAUGUUAUAAUUUAUUAUUAUAAUAAUGGUUUUAUAACUUGCUGGAAGCUGGCCAGAGUGUCUGGGGCAACCCAGUCAGAUGGGCAGCGUAUUAUUAUUAUUAUUACAACAAAAUAAAUCAAAUUCUCCUCCCACAAACACAUUUAAAAGGACAUGGAUUGGCUAAUUAAACAAAGACUAGGGAGAAGAGGAAUGUUUUUGCCUGGUGCCUAAAGAUAUGCAAUGAAGGCGCCAGACGAGCCUCCCUGGGAAGAGCAUUUCACAAAUGGGGAGCCACUGCAGAAAAGGCCCUUUCUCAUGUUGCCACCCUCUGGACCUCUCAUGGACACAAAGAAGGGCCUCAGAUGAUGAUUGCAGAGUCUGGGUCAGUUUAUAUGGGGAGAGGCGGUCCUUGAGGUAUUGUGGUUUGUUUGUUGUUAUUGUUUAGUCGUGUCCGACUCUUCGUGACCCUGUGGACCAGAGCACGCCAGGCACUCCUGUCUUCCACUGCCUCCCACAGUUUAGUCAAACUCAUGCUGGUAGCUUCGAGAACACUGUCCAACCAUCUUGUCCUCUGUCAUCCCCUUCUCCUUGUGCCCUCCAUCUUUCCCAGCAUCAGGGUCUUUUCCAGGGAGUCUUCUCUUCUCAUGAGGUGGUCAAAGUAUUGGAGCCUCAGCUUCAGGAUCUGUCCUUCCAGUGAGCACUCAGGGCUGAUUUCCUUCAGAAUGGAUAGUGCGGUUUGUUUACAAAACUGCAAAGAACCAUGUGAUAGCAAGGAGGAGGCAGUGGGGGGGAGCAUUUGGGGGGGGUCCUAGCCAGGGAAGGUAUGGGGAGAUGUGUGGCGUGGACAGGUAGGGCAGUGUGCUCCCUGCAACAAGAGGACAUUCUGCCCCCUUUGUAAACUGGAGCAUUUUACCGCAGUCCCCAGGGGUGCUUCCUACAUCAGGUGUCGCUUUCUCUCCUUGGUAUCGGGUUUUGCAGCAAGAAACAGGAAACGAAAGCAGCUGUGGGCUGUGACCACGGAGGGGAAGGGAGCAGGUUUAUCCUCAUUCACCCUGUUGUUGUUGUUGUUGUUGUUGUUGUUGAAUUGGAUUUAUGUACCGCCCUAUACCCGGAGGUCUCAGAGAGGUUCACAGAACAAAAUCAAAAUAUAAAACCACAAAAUAUAUAAUCAAAAUAAAAACAACAACCCAAUAACCACCUCUCCCCAAACCCAGAAGCUGCUACUGUGUGUGCACAGAGAGGGAGGGAAGAGUUAUUGUGUGAACAUUGGCUCUAGGGAAACAGUGAACGCUGGGAUUUGUGCUGAGAGGGGCAACGGCGGGUCUCACUGUGGUCGAAACUGCACUGUGAGGCACUCACUAACCAGUCACCCCCCACCCGGCACACAGAGCCUGUGAGGAAGAGCAUCUCCGAGGUGGGCCUCAAAUCCAAGUCACUCGCCAGCAGCAAAGAAUCCCGCAAGAGCCAGACCUAUCAGAACCUUUCCUGUGCCUCGGAUGCCUCUCCAACCCAAAGCCCUGCCCAAAGCCCCACCCCAGCCCCAGACCCGGACCCUCCAGCAGCCAGCUUCUUCAUGAGCGACGGCAAGCACGAGGCGGUGCCCCCCAGCCACGACGGCACCCUGACCUUCCCCGACGGCUUCCAGCCUCUGCGCUCCGACCAGCCGGCCACCUGCAUGCCCCUGGAGCUGUCGCCCAUCGUCAAGAACCCGUUCAUGUCGCCGCUGCUGGCGCCGGACGCGAUGCUGAAGGGGCUGCCGCCCAUCCACAUCGUGGUGAGUGAGGCUGCGGGGUAACGGCACCCAUCUUGGCCCCCUGGACAGUGGCUGGGCUGGUUUGGGGCUCGCGGGAUUCGGGAGGUCAACAAGUUUGAGAGGCAGGUGCUAGGGUCAAGUCAGCAGUAACUCACAAGGUGUCAGCGAAGUUCAGACUUCAUUCAAAGAAACAAAACAGUUCAGGCCUAGUGAGCCCGGUAAUUCUCCCUAGUAGGUCUUGUCCCAGUGAGGCAGUUGCAAAGGCUUUGCACCGCUCUCUAAACCUCCUCAUCCCCCAGGUCCUUCCCUCGCAAUCUGGAGGGAUUGGGGAGCUGGUCGCAGCAGGAGUUGGGGACUCCCUGGAUUCUUCAGCGGCUAGUCUCAUCUUUGCCUCCUGGCCCCCUUCCUCUCCUGCCUCUGGUUCUGGACUGCUCUCUGCCACAGCCUCUCCCUGCUCACUAAACCCUGUGAGCUCCUUCUCCCAGUCUUUUCUUUCUUCCCCCUCUGACCACUCAUUGUCAUCCCACCACCAAUACCCGGGCUCUGAAUCUUCUUCCCCUGGGGGUGCCCUUGGGGGGGGGUCCCCAAAUGAUGCCUCUCACCACUUUUCUGCAUCCAGCCAGUCCAUGACAACAGGAUACAAAAGUUAGCCAGCUCACCUUCCUCGGGCUUCAUAAAACUGCGCAGUUGGUUGUCAGGGUGUGGGGGAACAGGUUUCAGCAGCACGUGUUAAGGAAGCCUUUGCCAGGGACUCCCAUUGGCUCCAGUCCCGGCUAGGGGCCGAUGGGAGUUGGGGUCCCAAACACCUAAAAGUCACCAAGUUGGCAAAGGCUGUCUUAAGGGAAGAGGCUGAGAUGCUAGGGAGUUUUCUGGGGCGGCGUGGGAUGGGAAGAGAUGCAAGGGAGUGGCUAUGUUGGGCAUUUCAGCAUCUCUUCUCCAGAAAACAGCCUACCGGAUGCCUCAGGGGGAGAGUCACCCAUUGGCAUGAUGGGAAUAUCCUUCCAUUCAUCAGAUGGCCAGGCAAACCCUCUGCAGGAGUCUCCUAUCUCUCACCCUGUCCUUUUGACUUUCCUUUGCCCCACCCUCCUCUGGACCCCCACAUCUCCCGCUGCCCCCACCCCACCCACACGGCAAUUGGGCAGGGUUGUCGCAGGUUCUCCACCCCCUGAUUUGCAGGUAGCAGCCCAGAGCCAUGCAUUCACUCUGCCUCCCUUCCCUGCCUCUCCCUAGGCUUGCGCCCUCGACCCCAUGCUGGAUGACUCGGUGAUGUUUGCCCGGCGGCUCCGAGCGCUGGGGCAGCCGGUGACUCUGCGGGUGGUGCAGGACCUCCCCCACGGCUUCCUGAGCCUCUCCCAGCUGUGCCGCGAAACGCGCCAGGCCUCUACCCUAUGCACGGAGCUCAUCCGGGACAUCCUGGUCCCCCAGGAUCCAGCCACGCAGCAGCCUGCGGCCACUGCCUCCCACCGGAAGCACCGGAAGCUGGAGAGGACCUCCCACAGCACCGGGGCUGCCGCCAGCCGAGCCGCCAGCCACACUCCUGCCCAGGAGAACAGCGCGGUAACGGCCGCCGAACAGGAGGGGCCAAACGGCGCGGCGGUGGGGAGCGGUGCAACGCCCGACGCCCAGGCCAGAGCAGCCCAGGAGCACCAGGAGGGCAGCAGGUCCCCCGAAGGCCAGCAAAGUGGGGCCACAGACAGGUCCACACCCGCCUCGGGUCCCGGCCCCUCCAACGGCACGGUGGGCAGGGGGGUGGGGGCCUGAGCCCCCUGCAUCACUGGAACCGCUUUGUUUGAGAAGGUGUGGCGUGGCUUCGUUUUGCAGUGGAAAUCCCUCUUGGUGCUUUUUUCUAUCUGCCCACUCCUGCCAUUGAUGGGUUGCGGGAGGCAAAUGUCCCGUUGCUUCCAAAACCCAGGGGCCGGUUGCCCCGUAUUCUCCGUUUUUAUACAUGUUGGAGUGUUUUUAAAAGGGCAGAACCCCGCUGUCGAUGGGUCCUGGCAGUCCUGGAGUUUGUGCGCCUCCUUCUCGCCCACGGCCCCUUCCACAAUCCUGCUCCUUUCUUCGCACACCAGCAGCCCCCCCCCACAUGCCUUCCUAUGCACAUAACACCCCACUGCCGCCAGAGCACCCCCAAGGACGAUCUGUGUUGGGGGGGCGACUUGGCACAGAUGAGCACAAGCACUGACCUCCCUUCUCCUUCUCGGGAGGAAACGGGGGAGCAGGGCAGCUUCCCAGUUCUUGCAGGGCUGCCCAGCUCCCUCCUCUCCCUUGCACAAUAAGCAUAAAAUCAGCCACUGCCCAGUCCCGACCCGCGAUGGGGUGUCCCGGCUGCCACUUCUCAGUAUUCACUUUUGUUCUUGGGGGACGCAUUCCACCACACUGUGACCUUCCUGUCCUCCAAACUCAACAAGCUCCCCCCACUUGCCUUUCACUGUUGUUGCUGCUGCUACAAACCAAACCGGGGUGGGGAGGGGGGAAAGAAGAUCUGGGUGCGUCUACCCUCCUGAAAAAGGGCUGUGGCGUUCCCUCCCCACCUGCAAGGGAUGCAGCGGGGGGCGGGGGAACUAUUUUUGUAAAUAAAAGCUGGUUCGAUUUUGAA